AUGAAGCCAGCUGCUUCCCUGUGCUUCUCUCUGCCAGCUUUCCUUCUCCUCCUGCUCAGUCUGUUUGCACUGGCCUCAGCCCAGUUUACUGUUGUGGGGCCAGCUGAUCCCAUCCUGGCCAUGGUGGGAGAAAACAUCACAUUACACUGCCAUCUGUCACCUGAGAAAAAUGCUGAGGACAUGGAGGUGCGAUGGUUCCGGUCUCAGUUCUCCCCUGCAGUGUUCGUGUAUAAGGGUGGGAGAGAGAGAACAGAGGAGCAGAUGGAGGAGUACCGAGAAAGAACCACCUUUGUGAGCAAAGACAUCAGCAGGGGCAGCGUGGCCCUGGUCAUUCACAACAUCACAGCCCAGGAGAAUGGCAUCUACCGCUGUUACUUCCAAGAAGGCAGGUCCUAUGAUGAGGCCAUCACACGCCUCAUGGUGGCAGGCCUGGGCUCUAAUCCCCUCAUUGAAAUGAAGGGCCAUGAGGAUGGGGGCAUUCGACUGGAAUGCACAUCUGGAGGGUGGUACCCAGAGCCCCUCGCGAUAUGGAAAGACCCCUAUGGUGAGGUCGUGCCAUCCCUGGAGGAGACUUACACUGCUGAUGCAGAUGGCCUCUUUCUGGUCACUGUGGCUGUGAUCAUCAGGGAUGACUCUGUGAGAAAUAUGUCCUGCUCUGUCAACAACACCCUCCUGGGCCAGGAGAAGGAAACUGUGAUUUUCAUUCCAGAAUCCUUUACACCAAGCACAUCUCCCUGGAUGGUGGCACUGGCUGUCAUUCUGGCCAUAUAUCCCUGGUUGGUGGCCUUGGCUGUCUUUUUGGCUAUUCUGACCAUCUUGAUGUCUGUGAGCUUCUACUGGAUCAAGAAACUCCAAAGGGAAAAACGGAUUCUCUCAGGGGAAAAGGAAUUUGAACAGGAAGAGAAAAAAAUUGCACAGCAACUUCAAGAAGAAUUGCAAUGGAGAAGGACACUCUUACAUGCUGGUGAGUGCCUCUGACUAUGUGAACUUUCUUCCCACUAGCCAGCCAAAAGGACUCUUAAGAGGCGAUGAGUAAGAGGCCCAAGGCUGGGCAAGAACAUCGGGGGCUGGGAUUCAUUACCAAUGUCCCGCCAAUGAUGCACUGUAACACAGAAGUGUC
Carlito syrichta (Philippine tarsier) is the source of this 1120-nucleotide messenger RNA. Its product is annotated as butyrophilin subfamily 2 member A2-like. The record is from RefSeq and is a predicted model, not a curated record. NCBI's taxonomy places the organism in Eukaryota, Metazoa, Chordata, Mammalia, Primates, Tarsiidae. The transcript is spliced from 6 exons. Gene Ontology annotation, biological process: T cell receptor signaling pathway; regulation of cytokine production. Gene Ontology annotation, cellular component: external side of plasma membrane. Gene Ontology annotation, molecular function: signaling receptor binding. Bases 1 to 978 code for a protein of 325 amino acids.